AUGUCUCUUGGACGAACUUUCAAGCUCAACUCGGGAUACGAGAUCCCCGCGGUCGGUCUCGGAACUUGGCUUUCUAAACCUCAUGAAGUUGAAAAUGCCGUCGAAACUGCCCUUCGCAAGGGUUAUCGUCACAUUGAUGCGGCUGCAUGUUAUCAAAACGAGAACGAAGUAGGAAACGGCUGGAAGAAGUCCGGUGUUCCUCGCGAGGAGAUCUUUAUCACCAGCAAGCUGUGGAACACUCAUCACCACCCUGACCACGUGGAGGAGGCCAUCAACAAAACAUUGAAGGACCUCCAGACCGACUACUUGGAUCUUUACCUGAUCCACUGGCCCGUCGCUUUCGCACACACCAACGAAACUCUCACGCCAACAGACCCGGUGACGAAGCGGUUCCGCCUAGCCGAUGUUCCGAUCUCCGAGACCUGGGCCGCCCUUGAAAAGUUCGUCAAGGCGGGUAAGAUCCGAAGCAUUGGAAUCAGUAAUUUUACCAUUGCAGCGACCAAGGAGCUACUAAAGACGGCUCAGAUUCCUCCCGCUGCUAACCAGAUUGAGGCCCAUCCUUACUUGCUGCAGCCGGAGCUUUUCUCUUACCUGAAGGAGCAGAAUAUUCUCCCUGUUGCUUAUUCCCCGCUUGGUAACAAUAUCUACGAAUUGCCUCGUGUCGUCAAUGACCCGGUUGUAGAAGAUAUCGCUAAGAAGCUCAACAAGGAUCCUGCCCAGGUUCUUAUUUCUUGGGCUAUCCAGCGAGGCUCCGCAGUAUUACCCAAGAGUGUUACGCCAUCACGAAUUGAGAGCAACUUUCAAGACUUCGUGAUUCCCGAUGAAGAGUUCGCGGCUCUUAACAAGCUUGAUAAGAACACACGAUACAACUAUCCUUUCCGCUGGGGUGUUGAUGUUUUCGAGGAGCUGGGAGCUGCUGAAGCUGAGCGACGUGCUGAAGAGCAUGCUGCAUCUCAGAGAGCUAAUUAA
Molecule: messenger RNA, 969 nt
Organism: Penicillium soppii
Lineage: Eukaryota; Fungi; Ascomycota; Eurotiomycetes; Eurotiales; Aspergillaceae
Exons: 6
Coding region: 1-969 (322 amino acids)
Cellular component (GO): cytosol
Molecular function (GO): aldose reductase (NADPH) activity
Source: RefSeq, a predicted model, not a curated record